This is a messenger RNA of Uncinocarpus reesii 1704, 2253 nucleotides long. RefSeq lists its product as uncharacterized. Gene Ontology annotation, biological process: nucleoside triphosphate metabolic process. Gene Ontology annotation, molecular function: nucleoside triphosphate diphosphatase activity; ribonucleoside triphosphate phosphatase activity. NCBI's taxonomy places the organism in Eukaryota, Fungi, Ascomycota, Eurotiomycetes, Onygenales, Onygenaceae. The coding region runs from base 1 to 2253 and encodes 750 amino acids. The transcript is spliced from 4 exons. The record is from RefSeq and is a predicted model, not a curated record.
AUGGUUGAUUUUAUAUCAGGUGGUGCUUGCAUUUGUUUGGUUUGUUUGGUCUGUUUGAUCUGUUUGAUCUGUUUGCUCGGAGCUCAACCGUUGACCCUGAACAUCAAGUUGCGAUGGAGCAAAGACGUGAGGUCUUCACCAAGCUCUGAUGACCAGCUUUUGCAGGCAUCCCGAAGUACGCUAGAGCUUGCAGAGCAUGAUCGGACAGUCCUGGAAGAAGAGGAGGAGCUGGAGCGGUUAUUGACAAGACGAACUCACCAAGGCAGCGGGUUGACGAAGAUUUUUGGUGUGGCACAUGAUACAGGCAGCAGUGUACGGAUAGGCCGGAGAGAAAAGAGGAAACGGAGAAAGAGGAAACAGGGGCAGUCGCAGUCGCGUCAGAAUCGGGGUGGAGAUGAGGAGGGAGAACUGAUGUACGAGAUGGAGGAGGGUGAUGCGUUUGGCAAAGAGGAAGAUGACAGAUUAAGCUUGCUGUCUUCUAGCUCGAGCUCGUCAUCGUUGGAUUCCUUAGCGUUAGGAGAUGGGCUGCUGAAACGGUCAAAGGGGUUUUGCCGUAGGUUUAGUCUCCCCUUAACCGCUGUUCUCGUUCUCUUCCUUAUCCUGCUCCUCGGCGCGUACAAGGCUUCGUCUCAAUUCCGCGCGAGACAGCAAAUUAAAUCUACCCUCCUUUCAAAUGGAACUGCGCUAUUUCGUCCGACAACCAUCCUCAUCUCACUCGACGGCUUUCGUGCCGAUUUUAUCGCUCGAGGCCUCACGCCCACCCUCAAUCAGUUUAUCACAGAGGGCAUUUCCCCAAGAUUUAUGCUCCCAAGUUUCCCCAGCGUCACAUUUCCAAAUCACUUCACUCUAGUAACGGGCCUGUAUCCCGAGAGCCAUGGGGUGGUUGGAAACACAUUCUGGGAUCCAACCCUUCAGGAAGAUUUCUACUACACCGACCCAAAACGAAGUAUGCACGCAAAAUGGUGGAAUGCGGAACCUAUCUGGGUAACAGCAGAAAAGCAAGGUGUGAGGGCGGCGAUACAUAUGUGGCCCGGGUCUGAAGCACAUAUUGGGCCUUUGGAGCCGACCUACGUCGAUAAAUUCAACGGCAGCGAGGAACUGUCUGUCAAGGUUGAUCGAAUUUUGCAUUGGCUAGAUUUGCCGGGAGAUGAGCGCCGGCAGCAAUCAGCGGCGGACCAGAAAAGACCCCAGCUUAUCGCUAGUUAUGUUCCAAAUGUGGACGCCGAUGGGCAUAAAUUUGGCCCCAAUAGUACGGAAAUUAGGGCAACAAUUGCUGAUGCAGAUCGUAUGCUGAAGGCCCUAUUCGACGGUCUGCAUACCCGAAAUUUGACACACAUUGUGAACAUCGUCGUUGUAUCUGACCAUGGGAUGGCAACGACCUCGACAGAUCGCCUUGUUCAGUUAGACGAUUUGGUUGAUCUUUCUCUCAUCGAGCGCAUUGACGGAUGGCCUCUUCAGGGUCUGCGACCUAAGAACGACACGGACAUACCUAAGAUUAUGCACGAUCUCAGAAAGAAUUCAGAACAAUACAAAGAUUCUAUCGAAGUUCAUACUCGCGAAAACAUGCCUGAAAGAUACCAUUUUUCUAACAACGACCGAAUUGCACCCAUAUGGAUAAUCCCAAAAACGGGCUGGGCAGUUGUUAAAAAGGCAGAUCUCAACAUUAUUGAGGCUAAAAAGAAGAAUGUCACGUAUCACCCGCGUGGCAUACAUGGAUAUGAUCAUGAGCAUCCGCUUAUGCGUUCGAUAUUUGUGGCUCGUGGACCGAGUUUCCCUCAUAAACCUAACAGUCGGAUUGAUCCUUUUCAAAAUAUCGAAGUCUACAACAUCAUCUGCGAUACUUUAAAAAUCAAACCCAGUCCGAACAAUGGCACUCUGCGCCUCCCUUUACAUCCAGCCGGAUUGCACUCCGACAACGAUGCGCCCAUACUUGAUGUUCCCAAUGACCCGCCCGUUCCCUCGUCAAGUGCAAGCAUCAGCAAUAACCCUCACACAAUUACGAGCACUGCGACUGAUGUGUGGACUCGUCCUGCUCCAAUUUAUACGACCUUAUCGUCACCUACGCCCCGCGCCUCACACAGUAUCAGCGACAACCAAGGACACCAAAGCGAUGAGGGCGAAGAUGGAGAUAAAAACCAUACUCCGUGGUGGAAGUCCGUAAUGGAUAAAAUCAAGGCCCUGAAAGAAUGGGCAAAGGGAGCUUUCGAAAAUGGAAAGUCACAUACUACUUCAAGCGCUAAUAAAGGUCGAUAG